ACAAGCGAGUCUCACAGCAGCGCUAAACCCACUCAGGGGAUUAGUGUCCACAUGUCCCAGCGUCGGCAGGAACAUUGUCCUACUUUGUUCUGAACACUCCUACUUGGGAGUCCGCCGUUGCCGGUUUGAACUUGUUGGAAUUGUCUGGCAGCAACUUUUUGCAUUUGCCACCGUGACCCAGCAUCCUCCACCAUGCCUGGAGAUGGAUUCACCUUCAAGAGUCGCAUUAGGAACCUGCUGAGGUCUCCUUCAGCCAAACACAGGAAGGCCAGAAGAGACAACAUCACCAACAAGGUUACAUUAGAGAAAGUUUUGGGCGUCACCACUUUGGGAAACAGCGGCCUGGCCUGCGACCCCAACACUGGACUAGUGGCUUAUCCUGCAGGGUGUGUGGUUGUUUUGCUGAGUCCCAGAAAGAACAGGCAGCACCACCUGAUCAACACGUCAAGAAAGACCAUCACAGCUCUGUCAUUCUCCCCGGAUGGCAAACACCUGGUCACGGGAGAGAGCGGCCAUCUUCCCGCUGUCAGACUUUGGGACGUGGCCGAGCGGCGGCAGGUGGCCGAGCUCCAGAAGCACAAAUAUGGCAUUUCCUGUGUGGCCUUUUCGCCCGACUGCAAGUACAUCGUCAGCGUGGGCAACCAGCACGACAUGAUGGUCAAUGUGUGGGCGUGGAAAAAGGAUGUGGUGGUUGCUGCCAACAAGGUGUCCAGCAAGGUGACUGGGGUGUCGUUCUCUGAGGACAGCUCCUACUUUGUCACCGUGGGCAACCGACAUGUCAAGUUCUGGUAUCUGGACCACUGCAAGGCCACUAAGGCCAGCGCUCCCGUUCCCCUGCUGGGCCGCUCGGGGCUGCUGGGCGAACUGAGGAACAACUUCUUUUGCGACGUAGCGUGUGGGCGGGGCCAGAAAAGAGACUCCACCUUCUGCAUCACGUCCUCUGGCCUGCUGUGCGAGUUCAACAGCAGGAGGAUGCUGGACAAGUGGGUGGACCUGCAGAAGGGUGUGGCCCAGUCGCUAUCUUUGUCUGAGGACAGGAUCUUCUGCGCCUGCGCCGAUGGAACGGUACGAGCAUUCAGCCCGCUUGACCUGCGCUUUGUAUGUACACUGCCACGGCCACACCCCUUUGGUGCCGACAUCGCCUUCAUUACUAAGGCCAGUCACUUAUUUUGCACCAAGACUGACGCACGCUACCCGGACGCCAUCGCAAUAACCUACGACCCUGUCAGCCACUGGCUCAGCUGCGUCUACAACGACCACAGCCUGUACGUCUGGGAUGUGAGAGACGUCAACCGGGUGGGGAAGGUCCACUCAGCCCUUUUCCAUGCAGAUUGUGUCUGGGACCUUGAGAUGGUUCCAGAUGUUCCUGAAACGGCAGCCGGUCUGUCUCCCGCUGCAUUCCUCAGCUGUUCGUCAGAUAACACCAUCAGACUUUGGCACGUGGAUGACCGAGCACACAUUCGUUCUCGCAACAUCCUCAGCAGUGACCUUUUUAAGAUAAUCUAUACAGGCGGCAGGACCGUUGCCUCGCACGACCCUGAAAAUAUGGCCAACGUGAGUGCGGACGGACAGUCGGCAGAAAGUAGGGCAGGCGUCAGGACUAUUUGUGUCAGCCCCGAUGGAAAACACCUGGCGUCUGGAGAUAGAAACGGGUUGCUUAGAGUUCACGACCUGAGUACAAUGCAGGAGCUUCUUAAAGUGGAAGCGCAUGAUGCUGAAAUCCUGUGCUUGGAGUACAGCAAACCCGAAACCGGUCUGCAGCUGCUGGCCACGGCAAGCAGGGACCGCCUGAUCCACAUCCUGGAUGCCGCUGCCGACUACAGCUUGGUGCAAACCCUGGACGAGCACUCCUCAUCCAUAACCGCCGUUCGCUUUGCCGUCAAUGACAGCAAGGUGAGGUUGAUCAGCUGUGGUGCGGAUAAAAGCAUCUAUUUUCGCACUGCCCAUACGAGUGACAAAGGAGCAGAGUUCCGCCGUUCCCACCACACAGUGAGGAAGACCACGCUGUAUGAUAUGGGUGUAGACCCCACCUGCAAGUACGCUGCUGUCGGCUGCCAGGACCGCUGCAUCAGGAUUUUCAAUAUCAGCAGUGGCAAACAGAGGAAACUGUACAAAGGAUCGCUGAGUGAAGACGGAAGCCUACUCAGAGUUCAGAUCGAUCCAUCAGGCCAGUAUGUGGCUGCAAGCUGCUCCAAUAAGAACAUCAGCAUCUUUGACUUCUACACUGGCGAGUGUGUGGCCACCAUGUUUGGACAUUCUGGUAAGAGACCAGCAGAGGCGACAGAUAUGUAACCCUUUUCUGAAUCCACCAUCUUUUUUUUUACCUCAAUUGUUGUUUUUGAUUGCAGGCGAGAGGCGUACAGCGCUCCUGCUCUGGUCGGCCUGUCCUCUGACAGCGACCACAACCAUGAGCGCGAGGACGAAGAUGAAGGUCACAACAAAGACUCCAACGACCAAGAAGAGAUUAACACGUCCUCAGACAGCAGUCAUGGCGAAGAAGACACAGGUGGUUCAGAUGAAGGACCUGACUGGGAACUGACAAAACCCGCAGUGACCACACCCGGCAUCAGUGGUCGUCCUCGAAGGCGCUGGUCUCAUCGUAUGGGCUCCUUGGAGUUGAUGGUCAAGUCAAUGCUGGACCUGAGGCAGCUGGAGACCUUUGUCCCCAACAAAACUGCCGACUCCAACACUCGUGACAGAGACAGACGCAGCAUGUCCAGCCUCCACGAGUCCAUGCAGCACUUUGAGGAGCAGGCCAAGCGGCUUCGGCCUAUGCGAAACUGUGAUUGGACAACAACGGAUGGCAAUAAGGAGGAGACGGGUCUACCAAACAUUGAUUGCAUGGUGAAGGAUCCACCAUGCCACAAGGCCCUCAGUAAGAGCCAGGACAGCUACAGCCCGGAUAGCGCCUCCUCGCUGGACUCUGACAGUCCUGAUGGAGUCCUGAAUGACUCUGCAGUAUCCCUCAGCUUAGACAGCUCAAAUGAUGAUGAGGAAAAGAUGGAAAAUAGCAAGGAGGAAGAAGAGGAAGCAGAGAAGGCUGAGACCACUAGCGUUGAUGAAGUGCUCAGGACGGUGACAGCCGAGCUUGACAGCCCAGAAGAUUUCCUCAAGCAGAACUUUGAGAGGCUUGUGGACAUUUGCAGCACAGCUGAACCCAGCAGAGUCCCAAGGCUCAGCAUGUCUUCACGCUUCCUGGCCAGAGGACAUCAUAACAGGGGGGCUACCGUCUCUCCUCCCAUCCCAAGACCGCAGAAGAAGACCACGCCUGCGCCCCAUCUGUGGAGGUUCUCCACGCCUCUGUCCAAGCCUUCAGUGCUGCUGGACGGCACUACAAGUCUGCAGAAGUCUCAGUCUGUCCAGAACCUGAGCUUGGCUUCUCCGCGUUUUGUGCUGCCCCUUAGCGACCAGAGGGAAGUCUGCAAGAGGCCCCAGCAUCUUUCCCUGGACCGAGACACUCCCAAGCCGUCCUCAAAUUUGUCCUCGCCCUCCCCGGGGUCGCCGCAAUCCCCCCGCUCCCCCCACUCCUACAUGAACCCCACAGCCAGCUCCAUGGCCAAGAGCAGCCGCUCCUCCUCGCUGGGCGAAGGUCUGCAUGCAGGCGUCCCCUUCAGCUUGUCCUCCCUUUCCUCCAAGGCCAGGAGGUCGUUGUCUGGUGAUCUGGAGCUAGAGUCGCCUUCUCUGGUCUGUCUGCAGCCCACUGCCACAGUUUUACCAACCCGCAUCCCUCAGCCCAAGCAGCCUCUCAGCCCUCGACGCAGCCUCUGCGCCGACAAGACCAGCUUGGCCUGUCCAACAGUGUGUGAUGUCACUUCCUGUGCAGGAAGCAAACCAGAUUCUCCAGAGAGGACGUCAGUGUCGGAGAGUAAUCGGGAUGCAGGGCUUGGACUUGAAGUGCUCCCUCUGGUGGUGGAAAAUCUCUGGCCGCCCCCCUCUCACUCCCAGCCAGGUGUUCCUUUUAUUCCUAACUGGUCGCUCUCUCGCUCUCCUCUUCCUCUUGGUCGUCAUUCUCUCUCGUCACGCUGGCCACCGCUCGCCACCCAGCCCGUGCGUCAGUCAGCGUGCGUGUCUCCCCUGUGUGUGGCGCCGCCAACCUGCGGGCAAUGCCACAGGGGUGAGUUCAUCACCUUGGAAACAUGCAAGCAGGCUGUUAGGGAUCUUCACAGCAGCCUGAGAAGAACCCUCAUGCUCUACACGGCGGUGCUCCAGCGCCAUCCGCAGUCAGCAUGCGACGGUCGCCAGGAGAUGGAGGAGCUCUUAUCCAAAGCUCUGUUGUCCGUCAAAGCUGAGGUGGACCCACUGCCUCAUUCCACGAUGCGCUCGGAAGAAGACGGUGCGAGUUUGGGGUUGAAAGGUGAAGCCUUGGCCCUGCUGGAGCAAUACGCCGAACUGCUGCUCAAGUCUGUGGAGAGGAAGCUGGACAACAAGAUGUGACCCAGGAGGUAACGUUUGUUUUCAUUGCUGAAACUCAAAGACAAAAUAUUUUCCUUUGAAAAACUUAAAGCCUUAUUUUUCUUCCAAAAAAAAAGAGAUGCCUUAGCUAUUUUUUGUGGGGGGGGUUUAUAAGCAGAAUUUGCCAUUUGAACUUACAUCAAAAGAACACUAAUGUUGCCAACAAAUUAAAACUUUGAAUUAAAGUAAAAAAGAACAAGUGAUGAAGUUUGAAAUGUACUUGUCUCAGUCAUUCAGUUAAUUGUGUGCAUCGAAGUAAUAUUUAUUUAUGUACUGUAAGUACUUUGUGUUUGUAUGUAUUUGUACAAAAUGUAUUCCAAUGGAACAUCGUCUUCAAAAUAAACAAAACAAAC
This is a messenger RNA of Entelurus aequoreus (snake pipefish), 4805 nucleotides long. Its product is annotated as mitogen-activated protein kinase-binding protein 1-like. Gene Ontology annotation, molecular function: protein binding. Lineage: Eukaryota; Metazoa; Chordata; Actinopteri; Syngnathiformes; Syngnathidae. The record is from RefSeq and is a predicted model, not a curated record.